AAUUAACCUCUUUGGUCCGAAUUUAAUAUAAGUUCAAUGAGAAGCGUUGUCCAUUGUUUGCGGUUAUAGUAUUGGAAAUUGUUGUUUGUUUGUUGCGGCUUUUGGUUUACAGUUGUUUUUCUUCCAAUUCGAUUCGAAGAUCAUGGAUGAACUGAGCAAAGGAAAGAAGCGGAAGUCGUGUCAAGGUAUAAUCGAGUUAAGUGAUGAUGAAAAAAGUGCUCAGCUCUCGAGGAAGAACGAUAACGAAGAGCCCGUAAAAAAAUGCCCAAAAAUUUCUAACCUAGCAAGCGGUGCCGACGAUGGCCUGAUUGAUUUGGUCAGCGAGGCGAGCAACGAGAACGGUUCAAAUGAUUCCAGCGUCCAGGUGAUCGAACCUAAUGUCUCAGUAAUCGAAAUCCAUGAUUCAAUUGUCGAGGGGGAUUCAAUAGAGAGCGUCGAGAUGUGUGUGGUCGAUUCAACAUCCCUCAACACUACUGCAGUGAAGGAGUGCAAAGAUGAUCAGAAUAUUGUCAGAGACAGUCCACAUGAAUCGACAGGAGGCAAUGCUGUCCAAAGCAUACAACUGUCAGACGACAGUGCGAAGCCUGCAGACUCAAGCUCACUGGACUCCACUCCGAAGAAGAAAAGUAGCAAGAAGAAGAGCAGGAAUUGUUCAGAUUUUAUAGCGACGAAAGCAUCCACAUUCAAAGGAAUGAAUGAAGACGCUGAUGGAUCUCUUAUUGUAAUUGACAAAGUCGGCGAUUGCCAGACGGAUGAGGAAUGCGAACUGGCAGACCCUGAUGGAGAAGAACCCACCUCCAAUUCACCCUUGAUAACAAUAACAUUUAAAAAUUCAAAUAUAAAGUCCAGGUACAAAUAUAAGUUUACUAAAUUCCUGGCCAAAUUCAAGGAGUUGAAAGCUGUGGAAUCAAAACAUACCAUUCAGAUGGUAGCUAAGAGAGAUUCAUUGUUUGUACUUGACACACAGCCAUCUGAUCAUGGAGAGAAUAACACUAUGUACACUACAAAAUAUGAAGUAACUGGGGCUCAGAAGGAAAAGAAGGAAGAUGAUAAAGUUAAAUUCGUGCAGACAUGCUUUAACUGUGAUGGUUCACAUUCCUUAAAGGAUUGCCCAGAACCAAAGGACUUUCAUAAGAUAAACCAAGCCAGGAGGCUUUUCAAACAGAAUAAUAAUGGACAGUCUAACGUUCGAUACCAUGUUGAGGAAAAUGCUGAGUAUUCUCAUUUAGUACCAGGGAAGGUAUCUGACAAGCUGAGGAAUGCCUUGGGGCUAGGUAGUGAUGAGAUUCCAGCACAUGUAUAUAAAAUGAGGCUGAUGGGAUAUCCUCCUGGAUGGCUGCAGGAGGCAAAAGUGGCUGCAUCAAAUAUGAAUAUUUACUUGGAUGUAUCAAAAAUUGGUAAAAAGAAGAAACAGAAGCAGGAAACCAUUGAUCCUGAGAAGGUUGUGGAUUAUCCUGGUUUCAAUGUGCCCACAAAGCAAGGAAUUUUUGAUCAUUAUAACAAAUAUAGAGUUCCUGCAUUCUCGGAGAUGUGCAAUAAGAAUAAAAUGAUUGAUUGGUUCAACAAUAAGGCGAUUGACGAAGCCGAGGAUCAACAAUCAUCUGACAUGGAUUUAGAUGCUGAUGCAUCACAGGAAGCUGCAUCAGAGGAUUCAACUUCGUUGCUGGAUUUGAACUUGCAGAAGGAACAACUCUUGACACAGCUGAGCGAAAGCGGUGAAAUCAUCGACGAAUCCGAGCAGAAAGACGAGGAUAAUAAUGAGGAUGCAUCAAAGGACACCUCGUUGUCCGUGGUCGAGGAUGAAGCGACGAACAGCGUGAAGGCGAGCAUCUUCGGAACGCCAAUCCUGAAGUCCGCAUCAGCGUUCUCGAGGUUGCCAUGCUCCGAGAACUUCUCCAAAGAGAUGUCACCAGUAAUCAACUUCGAGAACCUACCAAACUCGACCGGAAAAUAUGAACAGAUGACGGGAGUGUUGAACAAAAUUCGAAAGACACUUAAGAGCGGCCAGGACAAGACAUAAAUGGAUUUAGAGCAUCGCGGAUGCACAGUUUCAACGUGUUUUUUUUUAUAUACAGAAGAAGAAAAUUUGUACAUUCUAUUUAGGUUCGGAAAGAGAUAACCACAGUUAAUCACAGUACAAAGAAUUAACUUUUUAAGAAGCCAUUUAUAUAGUAGUAGAUCCGUUGUUGUGUAAACAAAUACCCAAACCCAAUUCAAAAUUGUGAUUUCUUAUUUUUUCUUGUAUGUACAUUUAUUUAAAAUAAUAUAUUUUAAUAUACAAUAAAUAUAUUAUAUAUGUAUCAAUACAUAAUUCCAUAGACACGACAUGGAUGCAAUAUUCUGUUCUUUAUUAUAUACUUCUAUUUUUUUUUUCUUGUUUUAUUUAAAUUUAUAAGUGUGCCUUAAGUGGUUAAACAAUUCAACUUAACUUAAGGUUGAAAAAUUAAAGGAAAAUA
Molecule: messenger RNA, 2456 nt
Organism: Nicrophorus vespilloides
Lineage: Eukaryota; Metazoa; Arthropoda; Insecta; Coleoptera; Silphidae
Product: zinc finger CCHC domain-containing protein 8 homolog
Exons: 4
Coding region: 143-2020 (625 amino acids)
Cellular component (GO): catalytic step 2 spliceosome
Molecular function (GO): RNA binding
Source: RefSeq, a predicted model, not a curated record